Molecule: messenger RNA, 570 nt
Organism: Capsicum annuum
Lineage: Eukaryota; Viridiplantae; Streptophyta; Magnoliopsida; Solanales; Solanaceae
Exons: 1
Coding region: 1-570 (189 amino acids)
Source: RefSeq, a predicted model, not a curated record
AUGUUAAAGAAGAAACUUGUUGAAAGAAAAACUAUUGAGGUCACUCGUGGGGUUAGCACUGUCGUGGAUAGCAAGGUUACAGAAAAGAAAGAAACUUGCACAAUUGGGACGCAUGAAUUUGCAAAAGCACAAUUUGCAUUUACUAUUCCUUGCACAAUUGGGGCGCGUGAAUUUGCAAAAGAUCUAUGUGACCUUGGUGCAAGCAUCAACUUAAUGCCUUUUGUCAUAUACAAGAAACUUGGUUUGGAUACCCCGAUGCCGACCUCUAUGUGGCUCUUGAUAGCGGACCGGUCUAUAAAAAGGCCGGUGGGUAUAUUGUUUGAUGUCCUUGUAAAAGUGGACAAGUACAUUCUCCCGAUGGAUUUUAUGAUAUUGGAUUAUGAAAUAGACCAAGAGGUGCCUAUCAUUCCUGGUCAUCCUUUCUUAGCCAUUGGGAGAGCCAUUGUCAAUCUAGAGCUGGGGGAGAUGAAAUUUAGAGUACAAAAGGAUGAGGUCUCUUUCAAAAUUUACAAGUCAAAGAAGAAAACCGUAGAGUUGCAAGUAGUAUCUGUGGUGGGUGUGGAAAAUUAG